Molecule: messenger RNA, 1626 nt
Organism: Stomoxys calcitrans (stable fly)
Lineage: Eukaryota; Metazoa; Arthropoda; Insecta; Diptera; Muscidae
Product: UDP-glucosyltransferase 2
Exons: 3
Coding region: 6-1616 (536 amino acids)
Molecular function (GO): UDP-glycosyltransferase activity
Source: RefSeq, a predicted model, not a curated record
GCGAAAUGAUAAUAUUUAAAAUAUUAUUGAUCCUCGGUAUAUCCUGGCAAAUAGCCACAACUGAUGGAGCCAAUAUUUUGGGCAUAUUCACCAGUCACAGUCCAUCACAUUUAAUUGUGCAUUUGUCGGUGGCAAACGUUCUGGCCGAAAGAGGCCACAAUAUAACCGUUGUAGCUUCAUCUCAACCAAAAAUUGCAAUCCACAAGAAUAUUACAAUGAUCGUUGUACCGCUCACAAAGGAACAAGAGGUUAUCAUGCAUAGGUCGAUGGAAAAAAUGGCUUCCAAUAACGAUGGUUUUUUAACUUUAAUACGAAAUUUUUUUGGUUCCCUAAAAAUUUUCAUUGAUGCUCAGGCAGAUAUAUUAAAAGAUCCUCGAUUUACGAAGCUCUACGAAAGUGAAGACACCAAAUAUGAUUUGGUCAUGUGCGGAUUUUUUAUGAACACCUUUCAAUUGGGAGUAGCGGCAAAAUUUAAAGCCCCCCUCAUAGUAACAUGGACGAGUGCUGCUAUGUCUAUGGUUGGAAGAAUGGUGGGCAAUCCUUCUGGAGUUGAGUAUGUGCCAAGCCAUACGGUGAAUAUGGACAAAGGACAAGUGAAGAUGAAUUUUCUGCAACGUUUAAAGAAUUUUCUUUCGUACACUGUCUUUGAUAUAUUAACUUUUAUUAUGGAUAUACGAAUGAAACAAAUUUACAACGAUAUAUUCCAAGAUGAGGACGACUCUUUUCCAACUUUAGAUGAAAUGUACAAAAACGUCUCACUUGUAUUUUGCAAUAGCCACUUUAGUGAAGCCUCCAUAAAAGCCCAAGUACCAGCCGUUGUGGAAAUCGGUGGCAUUCAGGUUAAGGAAAAACCAAAUCGAUUGCCUGAGAACUUGGAGACGUUCAUCGAAAAUUCCUCGGAACAUGGAUUUAUACUUUUUAGUUUAGGCACAAAUGUAAAGGGAUCUCAUGUGAAAUCGGAAAUUGCAACGCGUAUAUUCAAUGUUUUAUCAAAACUAAAGCAAAAUAUCAUUUGGAAAUGGGAUGAUCUCAAGCAUACUCCCGGCAAUUCUUCUAAUAUACUAUACACAAAGUGGCUACCUCAAGACGAUAUUUUGGCUCAUCCAUAUCUCAAACUAUUUAUAACCCAUGCCGGUAAAGGUGGCAUUGCUGAAGCCCAGUAUCAUGGUGUACCUAUGCUAGCCAUUCCCAUUUUUGGUGACCAACACCCAAAUGCUUUACAUAUGGUUCAAGCUGGUUAUGGUCUUAUGGUCAACUAUUUCACACUAAGUGAAGAGGUUUUAAGCUCUUCUCUACAGGAGGUACUGCACAAUCCCAUUUAUCGGGAAAAUGUUCAGCGUUUUUCACGUCUUUAUCGAGAUCGCCCUUUCAGUGCUCGAGAAAAUGUAGCUUACUGGACGGAAUAUGUUAUGCGACAUAGAGGCGCUACCCAUAUGCAGAGUCCUUUAGUGCAUAUGAAUUUUAUUGAGAGUUCAAACCUAGAUGUUUACGUUGUUAUUCUGCUUAUAUUGUAUAUAAUGAUCGUGAUUUGUCGAUGUGGAUUUUUGUUUGUUAAGAGAAAAGUGUGUGAUAAAAAAUGUAAAAAAAAUAGCAAAAUAAAGAAUAAAAUUAAUUGAUUUCUCCCAU